Olea europaea var. sylvestris is the source of this 1045-nucleotide messenger RNA. RefSeq lists its product as uncharacterized. The record is from RefSeq and is a predicted model, not a curated record. The transcript is spliced from 3 exons. NCBI's taxonomy places the organism in Eukaryota, Viridiplantae, Streptophyta, Magnoliopsida, Lamiales, Oleaceae. Bases 369 to 803 code for a protein of 144 amino acids.
ACACACACACACACCUAGAAAAUUGAAAGUUUGAGUUCUUAAGAAAUGUCUGGUUAAAUUAUGUAUUGAUAAGAUAUUUAGACUUUCGGGCAUGGAUGAGGGAAAAUUAAAUGUUUGAGUACCUAUAAGAAAUGCAGUUAAAAGUUCAGGUGCCAUUUGAGAAGGUAGAAGGAAUAGAUCUUUCUAUGGCUUUCUUUUUAAUCGGUGGCUUUAUUCGUACCGCUCAAGUCCCAGAUUCGGUUCCAAUUGAUUGAUUUUCUCGUUGAAGCCUUGAAUUUUCCUGGGCGAGUCAACUCAUAGUUGUGCCGGUGGUGGAGACUCGGUGGAAUUAUCAACUGCAAAAUCAAAUCCAUGAUCAUCAGCAUCACAUGGACUCCUCUCCAGUGCAUUCCACUCCUUCCAUUGACGAAGACGAGUGGGACACUGAUGGGUUUGUGAUUCCGAGCCUGGGCAUUGGAGAUCAAGACCUCUUUCAAGCUGAUUCUCCAAAAGUAGAAGAUUCUAAACUGUCAACAGUUCAGGCUAGUAAAGAAGAAAAGAUAUAUCUCGGACCACAUGGAGCCCCGCCAUCACAAUCGAAGCUGCAAGAGCUGAAUUCUUCUAGCCGCAAGCAGAGAUUUAAACAGAAACUUAAGGAAGCUGAUGGGCAAUACUGUGGAACUGGGCGGGAAAAUAAGGUUGAUAACUUGAGAGAACUAGUGGGUGGGGAAAAAAUGUCCUUCAACACUUCAAAGAGCUCUCCUAGGGAAUGGCUUGAUCCACAUUGUCACGAGUCCCAGUUUGAGAAGAGGCGACUUCAGUAGAAUCUUUCCAAUAAUUGGCAACACAAAUUUUGGAAGUCCUUUCCCUUCACUUUCAUUUUCAUUUCUCCUUUCAACUUUCGGGUAUUAUUUGUUGCUACAAUAAGUGAAUUAAGGUCCUCUCUCUGACAUUGAGGAAUCUGAAAAUUAUCGAAGGUUUUAUGUACUUCAAUCGCUCAAAAGUUAAAACUACUCGGAGGUCAGAGCAAUUACAAGCUGCAUUUAGUUUGCUAUUUUUGCUUUUA